AUGUUGACAUUCGAGCUGCUCGCACGCACCAAAGCGGCAGUCAGCCAAAAGCAGUUCUACAGCAACACCACCUCCAUGUCGAAGCCCAUCCAGCGCCUGACGCUCUUCAAGAUCGCUGAUAUGGCGAACCAGAAGAAGCUGCUGGAGUACUACAAAGCUUUACCGACAAAGGCCGAUGGCAAGCCGUACAUCAAGUCAAUCAUGGCCGGGCUCACCAAGGAGGACCAGCGUAACCAGGGCUACACGGUGGCAGCCAACACGACGUUUGCGUCGAUCGAGGACAUGGCCUACUACGACAACAAUUGUGCCGCGCAUGCCGAGGUCAAGGAUUUUGCCAGACCGGUGACGCAGGACAUCCUGAUGGUGUAUUUCGAGAACGAGAUGCUGUAG
This is a messenger RNA of Grosmannia clavigera kw1407, 390 nucleotides long. Its product is annotated as stress responsive a b barrel domain containing protein. Bases 1 to 390 code for a protein of 129 amino acids. The record is from RefSeq and is a predicted model, not a curated record. NCBI's taxonomy places the organism in Eukaryota, Fungi, Ascomycota, Sordariomycetes, Ophiostomatales, Ophiostomataceae. The transcript has 2 exons.